This is a messenger RNA of Entamoeba dispar SAW760, 921 nucleotides long. RefSeq names its product alpha-1,3-mannosyltransferase ALG2, putative. The record is from RefSeq and is a predicted model, not a curated record. Bases 1 to 921 code for a protein of 306 amino acids. Gene Ontology annotation, molecular function: GDP-Man:Man(1)GlcNAc(2)-PP-Dol alpha-1,3-mannosyltransferase activity; alpha-1,3-mannosyltransferase activity. NCBI's taxonomy places the organism in Eukaryota, Evosea, Mastigamoebida, Endamoebidae. The transcript has 3 exons.
AUGACGUUAAAUUUUAUACAUCACAUCAUGAUAAAGAACAUUGUUUUCCAGAGACAAAAGGAAGGUUUCAAACAUUUAUAUUUAUUAUUUUAUUGUCAUCAUCCAGACAAAUGUCUUUGUAAGGAAGGAGGAUUUAUGAAGAAAAUAUAUAGAAUUCCAUUUGAUUGGUUAGAAGAAAAAUCUAUGGGACUAAGUGAUUCAAUUGUAGUAAAUAGUUUAUACACACAAUCAGUUUAUGAAAAAGCAUUUCCAAGUCAUUCAAGAACACCACAAGUCCUUUAUCCAACUUAUAAUCCUAUUUUAGAAGAAUCUAUGAAUAGUGAAAGUCCAUUUGAAGAAGAACCUAAAGAAGAAUUUUGGUUUAUUUCAAUUAAUAGAUAUGAAGGAAAGAAGAAUCAUAAAGUAGCACUUGAAGCAUUAAGUUUAUUAGAAGAUGAUUUAAAAAAUAAUGUUAGAAUUAUCAUUGCUGGUGGUUAUGAUCUUAGAGUAAAAGAAAAUAAAGAUGUUUAUAAUGAAUUAGAACAACUUUCACAUCAAUUGCAUAUUGAAAGUCAUGUGUCUUUACUUAAAAACUUCUCAAAUGAAGAACGUGAAUAUCUUUUUAAAAAAGCUACUGCUGUGUUAUACACUCCUCCAUUUGAACAUUUUGGUAUUGUUCCAUUAGAAGCAAUGAUUAAAGGAGUACCAGUAAUUGCAUGUAAUAAUGGUGGUCCAUUAGAAACAGUACAAAAUGAAUUAACAGGACUUCUUUGUGAUGGAACUAAAGAAGGAUUUGCAAAAUGUAUCUCUCGAUUAUGUCGUGACAAUAACUUAAGACAAAAGUUAAAGUCAAACGCUAAGAAAGCAACUAAAGAAAAGUUUGGGUUUGAGACAUUUACAAAGAACGUAUCAGAGGUUGUACAUAAAGUCAUAUCAAAUUAA